AAUCAUGAGUACCGAUCGUCAGUGAAAGACCUGAGCAAAAAUCAAAAAACAAGAAGAAAGAACAGACGAAGUGAAAGAAAUGGUGGGCUGUUUGGCGGACAUGAAGGGGUUCACCCUCCAAGUGCUCAAGGGGCGGAGGUUCAUGAUAUUCGCGUCUCUUCUAAUCAUGAACACCGCCGGCUUGAGCUACAUCUUCGGCCUCUACUCCGGUGAGGUCAAGUCGGCGCUCGGCUACGACCAAAGCACCCUCAACUUAGUCAGCUUCUACAAGGACUUGGGAGCCAACAUCGGCAUCAUCGCCGGACUAAUCAACGAGAUCUCGCCGCCAUGGGUCGUCUUAGCCAUGGGCGCGUCUUUAAAUUUUUUCGGCUACUUCAUGAUAUGGCUCAGCGUCACAAAAAGAAUCGCCAAGCCCAAAGUCUGGCAAAUGUGCUUGUACAUCUGCCUCGGAUCCAACUCCCAACCCUUCGUCAACACCGGCGGCCUCGUCACCGUCAUAAAGAACUUCCCGGAAAGCCGCGGCGUCGUGAUUGGUGUUUUGAAGGGCUAUACGGGUCUUAGUGGAGCUGUUCUUACACAGUUGUACCAUGCUCUCUACGGCGACGACUCCAAAUCUUUGAUUUUGCUCAUAGCUUGGCUUCCGACAGCAAUAUCACUCACUUUUCUUCCGACCAUGAGGAUCAUGAAGCAGGCUGUUCGGGACCCAAAAGAGAUCGUCAAACUUUUCUAUAAUUUCCUCUAUAUUUCGCUCUCUCUUGCCGGCUUCUUGAUGAUCAUAAUUAUAGUAGAGAAAAGGGUGGCGUUUACAAAAGGCGAGUAUGGAGGAAGCGCCGCCGUGGUGCUUUUCUUGCUCUUCCUCCCACUUGCUGUCGUUAUUAAGGACGAGUAUAAGGUUUGGAAGAGCAAGAAAUUAGAAGAAGCGCCAGUGAAUAAUCAUCAUCCUUCUCAAACUUCAGCAAUUUCAGUUAUAGAAUUACCUCAAAAAGAGGAAGUAAUUAUUUCUUGUUGGAAGACGGCGUUUCAGCCUCCGGACAGAGGGGAGGACUACACAAUACUCCAAGCACUUUUCAGCAUCGACAUGGCGGUGAUAUUCUUCGCAUCAAUCUGCGGCCUCGGUGGAGCGUUAACGGCAAUAGACAACUUGGGUCAGAUUGGAACAUCCUUAGGAUACCCGAAGCAAAGUAUAAGCACUUUCGUGUCUCUAGUAAGCAUUUGGAACUACCUCGGGCGCGUUGUUGCAGGUAUUACCUCGGAAAUUUUCAUAACAAAGUACAAAUUCCCUCGCCCCCUCAUGCUUACUCUCAUCCUCCUAUUGUCGUGCGUCGGCCAUCUCCUAAUUGCCUUCAAUGUACCAAGUGGCGUCUACGUGGCGUCGGUGAUUAUUGGGUUUUGUUUUGGUGCACAAUGGCCGUUACUCUUCUCCAUUAUUUCCGAGCUUUUUGGGCUCAAGUACUACUCUACAUUGUUCAAUUUUGCGGCAGUGGCUAGCCCGAUUGGGUCUUAUUUGCUCAACGUGAGGGUCACCGGGCAUUUGUAUGAUAAGGAGGCUGAGAAGCAGCUGGCUGCUUUGGGGCUCCAAAGGAAGGCUGGGGAGGACCUAAAUUGCAUUGGGGUUGAGUGCUUCAAAAUGUCUUUCAUUAUCAUUACUGCUGUCACCUUCUUUGGCACACUUGUUUCACUCAUUUUGGUGUUUAGGACUGGGAAAUUUUACAAGAGCGACAUAUAUAAGAAGUUUCGAGAUCAGGAUCAUGCGAAUUUGGCCCUCACUGAAACAGCGAUGUCUGGAAAAGGUGUCCGAAAGGCUGAGGCACAAGGUAACUAACAAUGGCGGCUGGGACUUUAUUUGUCGGCACCCUUAGAUCUUCUUCUUUCCUGUAAAACUACCUUGGUUUAUAAAGUUCCACGUCUUUUUUUC
This is a messenger RNA of Corylus avellana, 1915 nucleotides long. Its product is annotated as protein NUCLEAR FUSION DEFECTIVE 4. Gene Ontology annotation, cellular component: membrane. The record is from RefSeq and is a predicted model, not a curated record. Lineage: Eukaryota; Viridiplantae; Streptophyta; Magnoliopsida; Fagales; Betulaceae.